Messenger RNA from Brassica oleracea var. oleracea, 1776 nucleotides. RefSeq names its product cytochrome P450 93A3. The record is from RefSeq and is a predicted model, not a curated record. Gene Ontology annotation, molecular function: heme binding; monooxygenase activity; oxidoreductase activity, acting on paired donors, with incorporation or reduction of molecular oxygen. The coding region runs from base 33 to 1586 and encodes 517 amino acids. The transcript has 2 exons. Lineage: Eukaryota; Viridiplantae; Streptophyta; Magnoliopsida; Brassicales; Brassicaceae.
CUCUUCUGUUCUAUCCAUCAACUCGAUUAAAAAUGGUAACCAUCUCGAGUCUGUUCAAGAUUCUAAGUUGCACGGACCACGUUGACUAUGCUAUAAUAGUGAUCGCUCUAUCCUCUGUUUUAUGCUAUAUCUGGCUUUACGCCAAGUCCAAACGGCAGCCCCAUCCCUUGCCUCCGGGACCUUGGGGUCUUCCAAUAAUCGGAAACCUGCUGUUCCUCAAACCAGAGCUUCACACCUACUUCCAAGGUCUGGCUAAAGAGCACGGUCCCAUUUUCAAACUCUGGCUCGGCUCCAAACUGGCGAUUGUGGUUAGCUCCUCUGAGGUGGCCCGUGAGAUUCUACGAACCAACGACGUCAUUUUCGCUAACCACGAUGUUCCUGCCGUGGCUCUGAUAAACACGUACGGUGGUAUUGACAUAGCCUGGUCACCAUAUGGACCAAGGUGGCGGAUGCUGAGGAAACUAUGUGUUAAUAAGAUACUGAGCAACGUCAGGUUGGAUUCAUCUGUUGGCCUACGUCGCGGAGAGACCAGGAGAACAGUUAGGUAUUUGGCGGAUCAGGCUCGAGCAGGAUCGCAGGUUAACUUGGGAGAACAAAUAUUCGUGAUGAUACUAAAUGUUGUAACGCAGAUGUUGUGGGGCGCUACGGUUGAAGAAGAAGAGAGGGAGAUUGUUGGAGCCGAGUUCUUAGAAUUAGUUCAAGAGAUGAAUGACCUCCUGAUGGUGCCCAAUAUAUCUGACUUUUUCCCGGCAUUGACCCGGUUUGAUCUUCAGGGCUUGGCUAAGCGUAUGCGAGGACUGGCUCAGAGGUUGGACCGGCUGUUUGACCGGGUCAUUAAUCAACGGCUGGGGAUGGAUAAGGGAACUCAAGGGAAGGGUGAAGAUUUUCUACAGGUCUUACUAAAAAUCAAGGAUGAAGAAGGGCAGACAAAUUUGAACAUGAAUGAUGUGAAGGCGUUGCUCAUGAACAUGGUGCUCGGUGGUACAGAUUCAUCGUUACAUGUCAUAGAGUUCGCAAUGGCCGAGCUAAUAAACAAACCGGAUAUCAUGAAGAGAGCUCAACAAGAACUUGACGAAGUUGUGGGAAAAGAUAAAAUAGUGGAGGAGUCUCACAUCCCUAAACUUCCAUACAUUCUUGCCAUUAUGAAAGAAACUCUGAGGCUUCACAUGGUUGCACCACUCCUUAUUCCUCACCGCCCAUCCCAAACCACCGUAGUGGGCGGCUUCACUAUCCCUAAAGAUUCAAAGGUCUUCAUUAAUGUGUGGGCAAUCCAUAGGAAUCCAAAUGUAUGGGAGAACCCACUUGAAUUUGAUCCCAACCGGUUUCUUGAUAAAUCUUAUGACUUCAACGGAAAUGAUUUCAACUAUAUUCCGUUUGGAGCUGGUCGUAGAAUAUGCGUGGGAAUGGCGAUGGGGGAGAGAAUUGUUCUCUAUAAUAUCGCUACGCUUUUGCAUUCUUUUGACUGGAAACUUCCUCAAGGAGAGAGAAUGGAGGUCGAGGAGAAGUUUGGGAUCGCGUUGAAGCUGAAGAAUCCACUUCUUACGACCCCAGUGCUAAGGUUGUCCGAUCCAAAUCUUUAUCUUUAAUCUAACCGUCAGAUAAUGGAAAAUUGAAUUUUCUGAUGCGGGAUGUUCUAUGAUUUAAUAAAGCUGAACAUGUUAUAGGGCGUUCGCAUGCUUGCAAAGUUUGAUUUAGUACUCUAUUUCGUGUUCCAAGUCCUACAUAUCUUCUGUGUUUCUGUUUCCUUUUUACAUAUUGGGGUUUGUGCUUUGUAAA